Molecule: messenger RNA, 2525 nt
Organism: Beta vulgaris subsp. vulgaris (sugar beet)
Lineage: Eukaryota; Viridiplantae; Streptophyta; Magnoliopsida; Caryophyllales; Amaranthaceae
Product: CLP protease regulatory subunit CLPX1, mitochondrial
Exons: 15
Coding region: 259-2169 (636 amino acids)
Biological process (GO): proteolysis; protein folding; protein catabolic process
Cellular component (GO): mitochondrial matrix
Molecular function (GO): ATP binding; ATP hydrolysis activity; ATP-dependent protein folding chaperone
Source: RefSeq, a predicted model, not a curated record
CAUUUUUCCUUUGGGGUCUCCUGCUGCAAGCGAGAUGAUAGGAGAAAGCAUACAUCAAAGAGAAAAAACAGGAGAAAAGCGAGGGAAAAUAUUUGCUCAACUCAAAUCUUUUCAUCAUCUCUCAUUCUCUCUUCCUAGUUCCUACAAUCCUACCUACACUUUCGCUUCUUCUCCAAUUCUCAUUUUUCUCUCUCCUCCAUUUCUUUAAAAUCACAAUCGAUUUCUUCUCACCAAACCCAUGAUUUACCAACUCCAAUCAUGUUUCGCUUUCUCCGCUGGACAAGAUUGGCCCAAUCUUCCGCGAAACGAAUUCUCUUUUCCGGCGAUACUAGGAGAGAGAUUCAAGCUCCGCCGUCGUUGUUCUUUCGUUUUCCGGCCACAAAUCAAGAGAGAUUUAAAUGGGGCGGCGAUUUCCCUAAUCGCCGCCGAAUUAAGGCCGAGGUCAAUUGCCCUAGGUGCUCUAGGAUUAUCGAUGUUCUUUUUUCGAGUAAUCGUCCGUCAAAUGGUAAUGGUAACGGUAAUGGUAAUGAAUGUGAAGCUGUAAGUGUUUGCCCCAAUUGUAAGUCUGAAUUUCACUUUCAGCCCUCUAAAAUGGCUCCUCUUGAAGGGAGUUUCUUAGAAAUUGGGAGUUCUGAGGUUGUUAAUAAUAAUAAUAAUAGUAUGAUGAGUGAUAGUAGUGGUAGUAUUGGUGAUGAUAGUGAUAAAAGAAUUAAUGAUGAUAAUAACAUUCCUUUGCAAUUUUGGGAGGUUAUAAAGAAUUCAUAUAUUGGUGGUGCUGGUGCUGGUGUUGGUGGUGGGGAACCGCCGCCGGGUGUUGGGAAUGGGAUGAUUGUACACAAUCCACCGAAUCCGCCCUAUGUGCCGGGGGCGCAUUUUAUUAAGGCGAAUGGUGGUCAUGGUCGUCGUGGUGGAAAGGGGAAAGAUAGGCGCAAUGGGGGAAAUGAGAGUGGUCAAACUAGUUGGGGAGGAGCACAGUUAGGGAAGGAUUUGCCUACACCAAAGGAGAUUUGUAAGGGAUUGGAUAAGUUUGUCAUUGGACAACACCAUGCCAAAAAGGUCCUCUCUGUGGCUGUUCAUAACCAUUAUAAGAGAAUACAACAUGCUUCAUUGAAAGGAUCAGAAGCACAAUUCCAUGCUCCGGAGGCAGAGAAUGAUGAUGUUGAACUAGAAAAGAGCAAUGUCAUAUUAAUGGGCCCAACUGGUUCUGGUAAGACACUUCUUGCAAAAACACUUGCUCGGUUUGUAAAUGUACCCUUUGUUGUUGCUGAUGCAACAACCUUGACAGAGGCUGGCUAUGUUGGAGAAGACGUUGAGUCAAUAUUAUACAAGUUGCUUACGGCUGCAGAUUAUAAUGUACAAGCCGCUCAGCAAGGGAUAGUGUAUAUUGAUGAAAUUGAUAAGAUAACUAAAAAGGCUGAGAACUUUAAUGUUAGCAGAGAUGUCUCUGGUGAAGGUGUGCAGCAAGCCUUGUUGAAAAUCCUCGAAGGAAGUAUUGUAAAUGUUCCUGAAAAGGGUGGAAGAAAGCCUCCUCGUGGAGAGCAUGUUCAGAUUGACACUAAAGAUAUCCUUUUCAUCUGUGGUGGUGCCUUUGUCGAUCUGGACAAAACAAUUUCGGAGAGACGACAAGAUGCUUCAAUUGGUUUUGGUGCGCCCGUCCGAGAAAACUUGAGAAGUGCUGGAGUAGCUAGUGCUGUGGUGACUUCAGCUUUACUUGAGACUGUAGAGAGUAGUGAUCUUAUUGCCUACGGCCUCAUUCCAGAAUUUAUCGGCCGCUUCCCGAUUUUGGUCAGUCUAUCAUCAUUGACUGAGGACCAACUUGUUCAGGUCCUUACUGAGCCAAAGAAUGCCCUUGGGAAGCAAUACAAAAAAUUGUUUAGUAUGAACAAUGUAAAACUUCACUUUACAGAAAAGGCUCUGAGAUUAAUUGCCAAGAAAUCAAUGGUCAAGAAUACUGGGGCAAGGGGUUUAAGAGCCCAAUUGGAGAGUGUACUAACAGAAGCUAUGUAUGAGAUCCCAGAUAUGAAGGCGGGAAAUGAUGGGAUAAAUGCUGUGCUAGUUGAUGACGAGUCUAUGGGGUCAGUUAGCUCUCCUGGAUGUGGGGCCAAAAUUCUUCGGGGAGAUGGUUCACUGAAAGACUACCUAGCUAAUGCCGAACAUGGAGUAUGUUAAUGAUAGUGCUGAACCUGUAAUCAAAGAGUUGCAAAGAGGGGUCGUUCAAAGAGGUAUUAGAGUAUGAUGUAGGACGUAAAGUGCAAGAUCGUGGAGGAUGCCAAACCUAGAAUCUGUAGACUGUCUAUGUAGUAUUAUUUUCCAUUCUUGUUAGCCAUCUUUCUACUGAUUUUGUUGUAGGGGUAUGGCUGUGUCUGUGUGUAUCUUUUUUUUUUUUCUUUUUUUGAUAAAGCCUUUGUAUAUCUUGAUCUCCCUAAAUCCCUUCCAAUUUGGGUUCUACAACUUACAAGCUGUGUUGUGGUCAAUAUUAUAUUAUACUCCCUCCGUCCCAUAAUAUAGUGCUUGUUUCUUUUUUA